AUGGAUAACACCGACCUCGACCCUCUGGGCCUCAACCCCAACGAUGCCGCUCCUCGGACCACCGAGGCCACUCGACGUGCGCGGCUGGCAGCCAGACAGGCUGCUCGACUGGCAGCAGGUGAGUCGACCCCUGAACAAGAUGCAGAUGCGGCGCUCCUCGGCCCUCCCCGCCGUCCAUCUGAAGAGCGCGAGAGUUUCAUCAUCUACGAGAACCCUCCCGAGACCCAAGGUGACCCAGACUACAUCCCGUUGGGCCAUACUUAUGUCUCAAUGCCCUUUGAGGACCAGGAGAACGUCUUCGGAGAAUCCAGGUUGACCCGCAUCAUCAGUAGCAACGACGCUGACAAUUACUCGGAGGCAUCCACGGAAAUCGACUUUGACCGAGAGGAGCAGCAGGGGGACCCAAAAACUGCUGCCCUGAUUAUCCCUCCGAUCCCCGUGGGUGAUACAGCUCGUCCACCAACCAACACAAACAAAGGCCGCGGCCUGAACAGUCUCCCUGACGAUGACAUCUUUGGCCUGCCACCUCUACAUGUAGGCCUCUCUCGCUCAAGAGAGCGUCGUCGUCGAGAACGCAGGGCUCGAAUGGUCCGGCAGCCUCCAAGUUCUUCGUUGGACACUCUGCCCCAGCAAGGUGAAGAAGAGGGAUCAAGCAGCGACUACGAGGGGUACUAUUCCCCGUUCCCGUACGAUCUUGACGUGGACCAAAUUCAGGAUCGACACAGUUCUGUUCGCUGA
Messenger RNA from Penicillium argentinense, 738 nucleotides. RefSeq lists its product as uncharacterized. Lineage: Eukaryota; Fungi; Ascomycota; Eurotiomycetes; Eurotiales; Aspergillaceae. The record is from RefSeq and is a predicted model, not a curated record. The transcript has a single exon. Bases 1 to 738 code for a protein of 245 amino acids.